AUGGCAACUCCGACGAACUCGAACUCACCCGAAACUACGACAAACCCGAAUGUGGUGGAGACACGCCGUACGAUCUCCCGUUACGACCUUACCGCGGCUGACAACUCUGGUGCUGUGAUCUCUCAUCCCUUACUCAAGGGAUCGAACUAUGAUGAAUGGGCUUGUGGAAUGAAAACUGCUCUUUCUUCUCGCAAGAAGUUUGGUUUUCUCGAUGGCUCUAUCGCUAGACCCAAUGAAGGCUCCUCAGAUCUCGAUGAUUGGUGGACCAUUCAAGCACUCCUUGUUUCCUGGAUCAAGAUUUCCAUCGAUCCGUCUCUUCGUUCCAGUAUCUCCUACCGCGAUGUUGCUAAGGAUUUAUGGGACACCUUGAAGAAACGUUUUUCAGUCACUAAUGGUCCUCGCAUUCAACAGCUGAAGGCGGAGUUGGCCUGCUGCAAGCAAAGAUGUCUUGCUAUUGAGGCUUACUUCGGCAAACUCAAUAGGAUUUGGGACAACAUGGCACACUAUCGUCCCUUGCGUGUUUGCAAGUGUGGGAAGUGUGAGUGUGACCUUGGGACUCUUCAAGAACAGGAUCGUGAGGGUGACAAGGUUCACGAAUUUCUUUCUGGUUUCGAUGAUAACUACCAUACCGUGCGGUCUACUUUGGUUUCUCGUAUGCCUCUUCAUCCCUUGGAGGAGGUGUACAACGUUGUUCGCCAAGAAGAAGAUCUAAAGACUAAUGCUCGUCUAACUGAACCUACGCCGGAAGUUGCUGCUCACGCGGUGCAGGUGAAACCACGCUCGACUCCUUUUCGUACCGAUGUUUCUGAUCCUAAUGUUGUGUGUAAGCAUUGCAAACACUCUGGUCAUUCUUCCGACAAUUGCUUUGCUGUUCUUGGCUAUCCUAAAUGGUGGGUUCAUGUCCCUCCCACACCAAACUCUCACCAUGCGAACUACACAAUCACGGAUGCUGAUCGCAAUGGUGUAAGUGGUCUCAAUGAUGAUCAGUGGCGUAUGUUGAUGAAUCUCUUGAAUGGGGGAGCCAUCACAAGCACUGAAAAAGUAUCCGGAAAUUUUGAGCUUUUAACGGCUGUUUGCGAUAUGCCUCCGGUUCUUGUUAUCUUGGUUGAUGGUCGAGAAAGGGUUUCUACAAAGGAAGGCACUGUUGUCUUAAGGUCCAAUCUGGUUUUGAAAUCAGUCUAUUUUGUCGAAGCGUUAACCGCUGAUCUGAUUGCAGUAGGACAAUUAAUGGAUGAGAACCGUUGUGUGAUUCAACUUGCCGAUCACUUUCUUGUCAUUCAGGACCGUGUUUCGAGGACGGUGAUUGGAGCGGGUAAGCGGGACUCCGGAACCUUCUACUUUCGCAGAACAGAGCUUGUUGCAGCGGUUCGGACUCGUGAGGAUACAUCCUAUGAGUUGUGGCAUCAUCGCUUGGGACAUCCUUCUGCUCAAGUUGUUGGUUCUCUUAAAAAUAUUUCAGUUGGAAAAAAUUCUUUGCCAUGGUUAAAAACCAGUUUAACACCACCGUUUAACACUUCCGUAGUGAUAACGGCACCGAGUUUAUGA
Molecule: messenger RNA, 1545 nt
Organism: Camelina sativa (false flax)
Lineage: Eukaryota; Viridiplantae; Streptophyta; Magnoliopsida; Brassicales; Brassicaceae
Source: RefSeq, a predicted model, not a curated record